Molecule: messenger RNA, 3227 nt
Organism: Blepharisma stoltei
Lineage: Eukaryota; Ciliophora; Heterotrichea; Heterotrichida; Blepharismidae
Source: the annotation of a GenBank genome assembly
AUGGUAAGUAGAAAAAUUACUUAUUGCGUAAUUGCAGGAGUUGUCACUAUUAAACUUUUUACAACCCUCAAAAAGAAGUGAAUUUCCUAUUCGUUUUUAUGCAAUUACUAAUUGAAAAUAAAAAGAAUUAGAUCAUAUCUUAAUAAAAAAUAAGAAAAUCGAUAUGCAAAAAAAUAUACAAAUAUUGUGAAUAAAAUAUAAGCUUCAUAAAAAAGCAUUGAAAAAAAGAGCAGAAAGAGAUGCAAAAAUACCCAAAAUCCCAGAAGUUGAAGAAUCAAAACAAGAAUUUAUUUUAGCACUUUCUGCUACAGAAUUAGCAAGGGAAAUCAGAGAAGGCCGAAUUUCAUCAGUCGAAGCAACCGCAACCUAUAUAUCUAGAUCAUAUAAACUAGGCCGUCAAUUUAAUUUAACAACUGAAGAACUUUUUGAAGAAGCUUUAGAACUGGCCUACUUGCGUGAUUUACAGCUUAAGGAAAACCCAGAAUCUAUAGGCAAACUUCACGGUGUUCCUAUCAGUUUCAAAGAUAUUUUUUCUCAAAGAAAUUGUACCACAUCUGGAGGAUGCGCAUGAAGGCUUGAUUUUCCUGAUACUGAAGACUCUUUUGUAGUCCAAACUUUAAAAGAUGAAGGAGCAAUCCCAUUUGUAAGAACUAAUGUUCCACAAGGAAUCAUGGCAAUAGAAAGCGCGAAUGAAAUAUAUGGAAGGUCAGAUAACCCAUGGGAUCCAGAUUUCACAGUUGGAGGCAGUUCAGGAGGGGAGGCCGGAUUGAUAAACGGAUACCAGUGAAUUGAAUUGUUUUUUUUUAAUAAUAAAUAUUUUUUGAAGGAAAAUAAAAAUCCAAAGUUACUGUAAUAAGCAUAGCUUGCAGAGGAUCUCCAAUUGGAAUAGGAAAUGAUAUCGGAGGGUCUGUUAGGAUUCCUGCUUCAUUUUGUGGGGUAUAUGGCUUUAAAAUAACUCCAGAUCGCCUAUCAUCAAAAGGGGUAAGAAACCCACAUACACUUGGACUAAAUCCAUUUUAUUUUCAAAUAAGAGGCGCUUGUGGACCAAUAGGAAAAUGCGUAGACGACUUGAAACUAAUUUUGGAAAUUUGGUGGCAGGAAAAGUGGUCAAAAUAUGAUUUCAAUUAUUGCUUAUUGCCUUUUAGUACCCAACUUUAUAAAGAAAUUUAUGAAAAAAAUAGUCUAAGGAUUGGGUAUUUUGUGGAUUUAAAAUAUUUCGAAAGUUGCCCUGCUUUAAAGAGAGGGCUUAAGGAAUGCAAAGAAGCCCUUGAGAAGCAAGGUCACACUCUUAUAGAAUUUAAGUUCCCAGAGAUUGACCAAGGAGGAGUUUUAUUCACUAAGUCCCUAUUAUUAUAUUUUAAGGAUUCUUGAAUGUGGUGGCAAUCAUUAAUAUAAUAAUUUAUUAGAAAAGUAAAAUCAGAAAAAAAUCCUAUUAAAUGUUUUGAAGGAGUAAGGUUCUCCAGGGAGAACUUUUUGGGACGGCAAAAAAUACUGCAAGGCUCUGCAAAAACCUGCAAGGCCAGUAAAAAAAUGGCAAAGCCAAGCAAAAAAUGCAAAACUUGCAAAAACAUUGGACAAAAGCAAAAGCAAUUUAAAAAAAAAGCAAAGCCAUGCAAAAAUUUAAAAAAAAAUGAAAAAAUUUCGCAAAGCAGGCAAAACUUUUGCAGGUUGGCAAAAAAGUUGCAAAAAUUGGCAAAAAUCACGAUUAGAAAAUUUAACAGUAAAAUUUAAUAAUUUAUUGGAAGUGUAGUACAAUGUUAAAUUAUUUAAAAAACAUAUAAUAUAGAAAAAAUAGAAAUUAGUUUCGUUAAAUAAAUGCUAAAGUUUAAUACAAAUAUCUUUUAAAGAAUUUUCUAAAAGCAUGACUUAAAAAUUUUCAAAAUUUGGAAAAUUUAAUUUUGGCAAAAUUUUAAAAUGAGAUACAACAAAGUGUUUUGCCAAAAUUAAAUUUUCCAAAUUUUUAAAAUUCUUAAGUUAUGUUUUUGGAAAAUUCUUUAAAAGAUAUUUGUAUUAGACUUUAGCAUUUAUUUCACGAAAUUAAUUUCUAUUUUUUCUAUAUUAUAUGUUUUUUAAAUAAUUUAACAUUGCACUACACUUCCAAUAAAUUAUUAAAUUUUACUGUUAAAUUUUCUAAUCGUGAUUUUUGCCAAUUUUUGCAACUUUUUUGCCACCCUGCAAAAGUUUUGCCUGCUUUGCGAAAUUUUUUCAUUUUUUUUUAAAUUUUUGCAUGGCUUUGCUUUUUUUUUUAAAUUGCUUUUGCUUUUGUCCAAUGUUUUUGCAAGUUUUGCAUUUUUUUGCUUGGCUUUGCCAUUUUUUUACUGGCCUUGCAGUUUUUUGCAGAGCCUUGCAGUAUUUUUGCUGUCCCCAAAAAGUUCUCCGUUCUCCAGACUUGUGGAAGUCGCUUCAUUGAAGACUAUUUAAAUGGUGAAACUCCUGAGUCCUCCCUCUUAAAAUUGAAACAAAGUUUGAAAAUUUUAUAGGUAAAAUUACUGAAUUUUAUAAAUUUAAUUUAGACCGAAUUUGAUAGAAAGUGCGAGUAGAAUAUUAUUUAAGCAGUUUCUCACUGAAUAGAUUAAGUUUUGAACUAAUUCUUCAUAACUAUUGAGUUCAAUUAUUUUUUUUAAAAAAAAAAUCAGCCUCCCUUCAACUUUAAACAGGAUAUUUUAUUCCAAUUUAAAGGGGGGAGCUAAUCUUUUUACAACGUUCUCUUUUUCUUAAAUAACCACCCAAUAUGAAAAAGAUUAAUCCUCCUUUUGCUGAAAGUAACCAAAAAUGAGCGCUUGCAUGAAUUAAUGAGCUUAAAAUCCAAUAUUUCAGCUAGCGAAUAUAUUGACCUUUAUAGAGAAAUUACUGAAUUCACUCGAAAAUUCACAGAUUAUUGGCUUUCUCUUAAUUUAGAUGUCGUUAUUAGUCCUUCCUUUGGCUCUGUAGCACUUCCUCACAGAGAGUCGAUUAAGGGAAUUGCAGGACUUGCCUAUUCAUCAUUAUGGAACGUAAUUGGCUACCCUGCAGGAGUAGUUCCGAUUGGCUUUGUCCAUGAAGGAGAAACGAAUUAUGUGAGCAAGCAUAAUGACUUAAUUACUUCUAGAGCCAGAGAAAUCACAAAGAACACUGAAGGUCUCCCAAUUUCAGUCCAUGUCGCAAGUUUACCAUAUAGAGACGAAAUUGCCCUUGGAGUCAUGAGGAAAAUCGAAGACAUUUUUAAAUUCCAUAGACAUCCUAUUUAA